Messenger RNA from Astrephomene gubernaculifera, 3561 nucleotides. The record is from the annotation of a GenBank genome assembly. Lineage: Eukaryota; Viridiplantae; Chlorophyta; Chlorophyceae; Chlamydomonadales; Astrephomenaceae.
GCCCUGCCCCUCCCCCUACCCCUACCCCGGCCCGGCGGGUUGUCCUGCCUGGGCUGUCUGCGGCGGUUACAGCGGUUGGACCUGCAGCCCGUCAACACCCUCACCUCGGGCGACAUCGCACCACUGGGGGAGCUGGGCGGCAGCCUGCAGCACCUGGAGCUGUUCCUGGACGACCAGCCCACCCUCCACUGGCACCGCCGCCCCGACGGCUACGGCCCCCCCGACCCGCAGCCGCCGCACCCCGGCCCGCUGCUGCUGCUCAGCGGCCGCAUGCUGCGCGACUUCGAGUACGCGCGCACCGUGCACCCCGCCUGGAGCCGACUCACGCAGGUCCUCUCCCGCCUGCCCCGCCUCUCGCACCUCUCCAUCACCGGCGCCGCCCCCUUCUGGGCGCCCAUGGGGCAGCACCUGCUGGCGGCCCACCCGCACCUGCACCACCUGCACCUGCACUGCACUUCCGCGCCGGCAGAGUUCGCAGCGACACCCCUGCCGCCGCCGCCACGGCAGCCGGCGGCCGCUCUUCAAGCAGCUGCCGCGGCGCCAGCGGGGGCGGCAACAGCGGCCGGGGAGCAGCCCCAGCAGCAGCAGCGGCUGGGUGGCGGUGGCGGUGGCAGCAGCGGAGGUGCUCCAUGGCCCGGAGGCGCCCCAGCAGCAGCCCCAGCAUCUGCCCCUCCCCCUUGGGGCCGGCUGCUGCGGGUGCUGGUGCGGCACGGCGAGGGUCAGUCGCUGGUGGAGGACGCGGCUCAGCUGCUGCCGCUGCGGCCGCUGGGGGCGGGGGACGAGGUGUCGCUGGACGUGUGUGGCAUGGGCGCGGUCCGAGCCGACAUCGGGCGGCAGCUGCGCGAGCUGGUGGCGGCACUGCCGGUGCGGUCGCUGGUGCUGCUGCACGCCACCUGGACCGACCCACGGGUCCCUCGGAUCGUGCUGGCGGCGCUGAGCGACAUGGCCUCAGCAGCAGCAGCAGCGGGGGAGGCGGGCGCUGCGGCUGGGCCAGCAGCAGCAGCGGCAGCAGCAGCAGUGGCGGCGGGAGCUGGGGCCGCAGCAGCAGCAGCAGCAGCAGCGGCAGCAGCAGUGGCGGCGGGAGCUGGGGCCGCAGCAGCAGCAGCAGCAGCAGCAGCAGCAGCAGCAGCAGGGGGGGGGCAGGUGCAGGGUGCUGCCGCCGCACAGGGUGUUGCAGCUGCAGGGGGAGCGGCACCGGGGUUGCCACCGAGGCUGCGGCGGCUCCAGCUGUGGAGUCGCGACAAGGAGGCGUUCGACAUCACCGGCAGGAUAUUCUCGCCGCCUGAAGACUCCUCGGCCGAUGGCGGCAGCAGCGACCCAGCCGCCUCCUCAGCCCACCCACAGCAGCAGCAGCAGCAACCCCUAGGGGGACACGGCAGUGCGGGUGGGGCCUCGGGCAGUGGCGCCGGGAGAGGAACCGUCGCGACGGGGGACGCGGAGCUGCCGCCGGGGCCCGAGGAGCUGGUGCUCCACGGCCUGCUUCCCGACUCGCUGGGUGCUCUGCUGCCGCCCUCUCUGCGGCGCCUGUCCCUGGCGCACCGGGGCGGCGGGGCGGGCGGGGGGGAGGAGGUGCUGGCGGUGGGGACAGCGGGGGAGGACAUGACGCCGCCGCAGAGGAGGGUGGCGCUGCAGGCUUGCUUCCUGCCCCCGGGUCUGGAGGCGCUGGACCUGCAGAACGUGGAGCUGCAGGGCUCCCCUCCCCCCCAGGGCCUCCCCCGGCUCCGCGCCCUCUCCCUGCACAGCUGCCGCCUGGCGUCCCUGCCCGCUCAGCUGGGGCUGGGUGGCGCGCUGCGGCGGCUGGCGCUGUUCCGCAGCUCCAUAGGCUCCAGCAGCAUGGGCAGCCUGGUGGCGGCAUGCCCGGGCAUUGUAGAGCUCCACUUGCAAGAGGCCUUCUCCCCCGAGCCGCUUCCCCCCGCCUCCCCCUCCUCCCCCCCCGCCCCCCCUCCCCCCCCGCCCCACCUGCGCCGCCUGUCUAUGUCGCUCGCCUGCGCCGACCUGAUGGCUGACGUGGCGCACGUGACGGCGCUGCGACAGCUGGAGAGCCUGGCGCUGCCGCUGCCGUACAGCUGCGCGGCGGCGGAGGGGCUGGCGGCGCACCUGCAGGCCCUGCCCGCCCUCAGCUCGCUGCACCUGCAGGGCAUGUGGGACGCCUCCGCGCCCUGCCUGGCCGCCCUCUCCUGCCUCCGCCGCCUGGCCUGCCUCAAACUGCACCUCGUGGUAGACACACGGGAGUUCAGCCUGGAGGGCCCACAGCAGGCGGCGGCAGCGGCGGCGGAGGCGGAGGUAGCAGCAGCGGAGGCGGAGGCGGUACAGCCGGCGGGGCGUACUACACGUGCUCGUGCUCGGCGUGCUGCGGCGGAGGCGGCGGUGGGAGCGGCGGCGGGAGCGGGAGCGGGCCCGUCAGCUGGGGCAGUGCCGUCGCCUGCCGUACCGCCGUCGGCUGCUGCUGCCGGGGCUGCAUCCGCCGCAUCCGCCGCGACGUCGGCGGAGAGACGGAGAACCCGGUCUGCGGGGGCGGCGGCGGCGGCGGCAAGCCGGUCGGCUGCUGUUACCGGCGCUGCAGCUGCUUCCGAGCAGCAGCGUCAGCAGCGACAGCAGCAGCAGCAAGGGAGGCGGUCCGGAGCAGAGUCUGGGGCGGGCACGGGGACAGGGACGGGGACGCGCCGGUUGACUCGGAGUUCCUCGCAGGCGGCUGCGGCUGCAGCGGCUGGGCCCGCGGUUGGCAGCAAGCGUGGUGGUGGCGGCGGAAGCGGCGGCGGGAGCUCUGCUGGCGCCAACACAGCGGGAGCAUCGACAUCCAGAGCAGCAUCCGCACCAGCAGCUGCUGCCACUAACCAGGCUGCCGCUGCUGCUGCCGCGGGGCGGCCUGCCAAGCGCGGCCGGUGGAUGCUGCGCUCGAGAGCGGCCGCACCCGAGCCCUCGCCCAGCGACUCCUCCUCCAGCGGAAGUGACCAUGAAUCCGAGCCGGAAGCUGAACCCGCGGCAGCUCCGUCACAGCCGACAGCGACCGCCUCCAGCCCCGGCCGCCGUGGCAGCCGCCGGGAUGCCGGGCCGCUGCCCAAGCCUCCUCCCGCGGCGAAAGCCGACCCCAGCGGCCCUAGCGGCAGCCAACAACAGCAGCAGCAGCAGUUGCCCCCGCUCUUACCCGACGCGCACUCCGUCAGUCGUGAACUGUACGACAUCCUCGCCAGCAAGCUGCCGUACACCCGGGUGGCUCUGAAGCUCAUCACCAUCACCUUCAAGUCGAGCGAGGGUGAUGCGGGCGGCCCUGCUGGUGGUGCCGGCGGUGGGGAUGCGGGCAACCCUGGUGGUGGUGGCGGCGGUGGUGGGGGUCCGCACCCUCACCCUCCAGGAGUGGGAGGAGGAGGAGGAGGAGGUGGUGGUGGCAACAACGCAGCGGUAGCGGCACUAGCCGCCGCCGCAGCAAUCGUCCACCUGCUAGACGGGCCGCAGCAGGGCCCGCCAGGCGGCGCUGCUGGCGGCGCAGGUGGCGGUGCAGGUGGCGGCGCCGCUGGUAACGACGACGACAUGGGAGGCGGUGAAGGUGGUGGUGGUGGUGGC